Molecule: messenger RNA, 651 nt
Organism: Camelina sativa (false flax)
Lineage: Eukaryota; Viridiplantae; Streptophyta; Magnoliopsida; Brassicales; Brassicaceae
Product: F-box and associated interaction domains-containing protein
Molecular function (GO): protein binding
Source: RefSeq, a predicted model, not a curated record
AUGAAAUCUUCUGUGACCUUAGAGGAUGGAACAGAAAACUCCGUGUGGAACCCAAUUGAUCUCAUCAUCGAGAUACUCUUGAGGUUACCGGUGAAUUCUAUAGCGAGAUGUCGUUGCGUAUCGAAGCUCUGGGCCACCAUACUUAGUCGUACAGAUUUCACCGAGUUGUUCUUGACUAGAUCUUUGGCUCGCCCGAAGCUACUGUUCGCCUGCAGAAGGGUUUGCUUUGAUGUUAGGUCUGAAGAAUUCAGAUUUAUUAAUAAACCUGCGUAUGAUGGAACUCUAAUAAACUACAAUGGGAAACUAGGUUUGUUUUCGCUUGGAAACGCCAUUUCUUGUGACCGAAUUAGAAAUAUGGAAUUGUGGGUUCUAGAAGAUGCCGGAAAGCAAGAAUGGUCGAAGCAUACAUAUCUAUUACCUGCCAUGUGGCAGAAUAUAGUGGGAAACACCAAUCUACGCUUUGUUGGAAUGACGCUGACAAAGGAAUUUGUGUUCCAGUCGAUGAGAGGUUGUACGCCUUUCUAUCUUGUCUACUACAAUAUCGAGAGAAACACAGUCAAAAAGGUUGAAUUGCAAGGAAUGGAAAUGAGUAAUAACAUUCACACCUUUGUAGACCAUGUCGAGAAUGUGACGCUUAUGCAAAUCAUUUAA